CGUGGAUUAAAUGGCGAAUACAUUACAUCUGACAGGGAAUGCAUCGGAAUUGGAUAAGCUGAUCCAGAGCUUUGAAUUUGAAAACCAGCAAUAUGUGAAGCUGAUAGAAGCUGAGAAUCAACAGAUUAAUGCUUUGGAAAAAGAUUUACUGGAUAAAAAGGAUACCAUUACUAGACUGCAAGAGCAAAUAUCAAACUUUGACGAAGAAACAAAGAGGGCUCACAAACAAUUUACUAUUAAUAGAGAAAAUGUAGAAAAUUUGAAGAAAACAGCUGUUGUCUUAAAGGAGCAUGAGGAGGCCCUACAGAAGAAAAAUGUUGCCCUGUUUGAAUUAGGACAAAGUGAGAGUAAAGAGAGAUUCCAAAUCCUUGAGCAUUACAAGAACAUAUGGAGUGACUACGAGGCUAAAUACAAGAGCUUUCCUCUGGCUAAGACUUUGGACAGUCUUCAGGCAGAAAACGCACAACUGGAGGCACAGCUGAAACAAGAGCAAAACCAAUGUGGAAAACUACGGGAGAAACUGGCUGAUUUAAGUGAUGCAAGUUACCAUGACGUAGGAAGAUUUCAUUCAUUUGCUGUAACAAUAGCUGGAAUUAAACUGGAGACCAACAGUGUAUUGAAAGAAUAUGAAAAGGUUAUCUUGGACCUAUUAAAAGCACAGGAAGAAAAGCAGAAACAUCAAAUGACUCUGAAGCAUACCCACACUCAACCUGUGGCCAUAAUACACACAACACAGAGUAACCAGCAGCAAAAUCUGUCCACCAGUCCUCAACAAGAAAACUCUGCUGAUACACAUUCUGAUUCCAUGCUUAUAAGCGUAAUCAGACAGAGGGAGGAUGAUGAAUCAGAUGUCCCAAUGCAAGUAACGGACAACUCCCAAUCUACUCAAGAAUCUCACAAUGGAAUUCAAACAAUCCCUUGUGCUACUGGUUCAUCAGAAGCUAACCAACAAUACAGUCAUGAGGAACCAAUGCUUUGCAGCAGCUCAGGUGAAAAAAUACCAAAUAAAAAACCUUGUGGUCUACCUAGAGGAGAGGAGGUAAUGAUCUGUAAUAAACAGGUCCAAUUAGUCAAUGAACAGGGCGACAACAUCAAGACAGCGACUUGUUUUCCUUCCAAGCAGCCCCAAUUACAGAGAACCAUUCCAGCAAUAUCAAAGCCGGACAGAAGAGCCCCACCCCCACACAAUAGUCCAAUGAUGCCUAAAGCAUAUCUACCAUCACUAGCAGAAAUGAGGGCAAAAGUUGCAAUGCCAACUCCAAAGCCUAGUCCAAAACUUCAGACUGAAAGCAGUUCAAAGAAACAUCAGCUUCAUAUCCCAUCCUUAUCAAAACCAUCAAUAAGUCAAGCCGUCACAGUUCCAUCAAAUAAAGCUGGGAAACUAAUGUCCAGUCAAUGCUCAGAACAAAUCCGGAAGCCAAUUGCCAAAACUACAACAGUUGAAAAGUUACAGGCUUCCUUUGGUCAUCAAGGUGAAGAUACAAUCCAAUCAAAUCUAUGUUCCAGUGAAAUUGCCAAUGAUAAAAUGCCUCUCAAAGUCACUAAAAUCCUUACUGCCCAGUCUGAAAGGCCAAAGAUUUUAGAGUCUUGCAAAGAGCAAAGAAAUCCAAUUUCUACAUCAACAAAGAUUAGUCCUCAUAAAGUGGCUGCACCUGAAACUUCUCAAAGUGAAGAAAUUGAAAUGCAAGAGAUGGAACCAUCCAAGACAGCUACCACUCCUCAUAGACCGAUGUCAACCCUAGGGGAUGUUAGCAGUGCCAGUUCUACACCAGAAUCUUUGCAAGGAUCUACAGCAAGUAGUGGUGGAUUAAGUCCCUUUGAUAUGGCCAAACAUUCUGAGAGAAUUCAGAUGUUUCACAAGUCCCCAGGCCUUCCACCUGGUCUUUAUACUUCAAAGCCAAUGUUAAAUCCUACAUCAGUGACAAAUCCUAACUCAAAGAUUGCAAAUCCAGAGACUUCAUCUUUUGUACUGCAAGAAACAAAUGUAAAUCCAUUCAGUAUGAAUAAGUUCAACACAUACGAUGAAGGGAGCCCAAACCAGUGUUCAGGAUUCAACGAGUUUAACCUUGGCGGAGAAGGAUUCAGCUUUCAGAGCAAUACAACUGGAUCCCCUGGACCACAAGGAUUCAGUUUUGACAAUUCCACAGCAAAAUCUGCAGAAUCAAGAGGAUUCAGCUUUCCCAGCAAUACAACUGGAUCCCCUGACACACAAGGAUUCACCUUCGAUGAUUCCACAACAAAAUCUGCGGAACCGAGAGGAUUUAGCUUUGGAGAUUCGUUCCAGUUUGGAGGGGAAUCUGCUAAGGGAGAUAAAUGUGACAAUUUUUUGUCAGUGUUUGGAAAUGAAACAGGUGGUAGUCAAAUGGAAUCCAAAGAAACUAGUUUCUCUUUCUCCUUUGGUGGAUUUUAGUUCAUGUAAGAAGGAAAAACUUGUUCUUCAUUGUUAUCAAUUGUUAAUUUGUUGAUGUGUAUUUACAAUUUUAAUUUUUCCCAAUUUACUGCUGUUAUUAAACAAUUACAAAUUUUCACAA
Saccostrea cuccullata (small rock oyster) is the source of this 2531-nucleotide messenger RNA. RefSeq lists its product as uncharacterized. Gene Ontology annotation, cellular component: central element. Bases 11 to 2410 code for a protein of 799 amino acids. The transcript has 15 exons. Lineage: Eukaryota; Metazoa; Mollusca; Bivalvia; Ostreida; Ostreidae. The record is from RefSeq and is a predicted model, not a curated record. Gene Ontology annotation, biological process: meiotic DNA double-strand break processing involved in reciprocal meiotic recombination; spermatogenesis; oogenesis.